UUCCAGAAAAGUUUGAAAUUUUUUUUUCCUUGUUUACGCAGGAUAGAAACAAGAUGGGAGAUUCAGUACCUCUAAAACUAGCACUGCCAGAGCUGAAGUAUCCUAUUGGUUCACAGCCAAAGGAAAAGUCAGCAAUCAACCAAUACUCUGGUUCAGAUUAUAUCUCUAUUGUCAAAAGCAUCCUAAAACCAGAUGAGAUGAUAAGAGUCCGAGGAUCAUUUCUGGGACCUGUAAUGAAGCUCAGUGAGAGAGGAUUGAAGUUAUCAGCAAAGAUAGUCUACGCCAUUCUCACUAGAAGCAUCGUUUCUGUUAAGGAGAAUGAAGCCUGGUUCCAUUUCGGUGCGCAGCCAAUGAGGUUCUCUAUAAGAGAAUUUCAUAUGAUGACAGGCUUGAAAUGUAGUGGUGCAUUAGAAGGACCACGAAGGGAAACCGAGAGAUUUAAUUGGGAAUUGCUAAAGGGGCGUAGUCAUAAGUUAAGUGACGUGGUGGACCAGCUCAGAAACACAAGAGAAGAUGCUUCUGAGGAGAGAAUAUGCCUCGCAAUGCUCAUCCUGGUAGAGAGCAUAUUAUUGCGGAAGAGCAAAGGAGGGAGUUUUCCUUUGGAAUAUGCGAAAAAUGCACAGGAUAUGACAUAUCCAUGGGGAAAAGAGGCUUACAUUGUGCUCCUGAAGUCAAUUCAAAACGCUGUCGCGAAUCAUUUGGAGAAUAAAUCCAAAUUUGAGUUGCAAGGUUAUCCUCUAGUAUUCCUUCUUUGGAUACUAGAGUCGAUUCCUUUGCUAAGGGAUAAGUUCAGUAAGUGUGUACCAACAGUUGAGGUUCCUGGGCCGACUUACUUGUGUGAAAAAUACACUGAGGUAGAGAAUCCAUCACUUGAUAGGGUUUUACAGGUUGAAGCUGAUACAAAGCUGAAGGUCCAUUGCAUACUACCUUCUAUUCCUCAUGAUCCAGAAGAUGAUAUCUCCAUUGAAGACAAAUAUAGUGACGAGCUGGAAACAGUGAAAGAUGUAACAAAGAAAGGGUACAAGAUUACAGCCGAUGACUGGGAAAAUAGGUGUGUAGACACAUUUGACACAUUGGAUGCUCUUAUUCAAAUGAUGGCAAAUAAGGAGACUGGCCAAGCUUCUACUCCGAUUGAUGAGGAUUCAGUAAAUGAAAAAGUGAACAGGAUCAUCACGGUAAUGGAGGAGAAUCUGAAGAGCAUGAAGGAUCGAAUGUCAUUACUGAAGAAGAAAAUACAUCUUAGAGCUCGUGUGUCAGAGUUGGAAGGAAACAACAAUGUUUUUCCCACUAACGUGACACAAAAAGAGACAAUGAUUGAAUCAGCUGCAUCUCCAAAGUCUCAACAAAAUGAGAAAGAAACAGAAACGUCUACCGAUGAGAGGCCAUCCAAUCCUAAUCAAGAUGGAAAACCAGAUGAUGAGAUUGUGAGAGAGAAAUUAACAAGUGAGUCACCUGCUACUCAGAGUCAAGUUUUGCAGAAAGAAACAGUGGAAAUGAAUGAGACACCUUCUUCUCCAAUAGCUCCAAAGAGUAUUGAAACUCCCGUUUAUACUCCAAGUCAGACUCAGCAGAUUGAGAGAGAGCCAUCGGAUGACACGCCUGUCCUUGAUACUCAAGUUUUUACUCCUAAUCUGACAAAAGAGAUUGUGAUUGAGUCACCUGCUGCUCAGACUCAAACGGUAACAGAGGAAACGUAUGAGGCUACACAGCCAUUGACUGAGAUCAUUUCAGCAAACAAUAAAAAGAAACUUCUUCAUAACUACCUCUUUUAUUUUACUGUUAUUACAGGAGGAUACGCAUGCUGUGCAUCACACACCUUCCUCUCCAUUGUCUUCACUAAUUGCACUAGUUAUUGA
Molecule: messenger RNA, 1856 nt
Organism: Brassica rapa (field mustard)
Lineage: Eukaryota; Viridiplantae; Streptophyta; Magnoliopsida; Brassicales; Brassicaceae
Source: RefSeq, a predicted model, not a curated record